Ictalurus furcatus (blue catfish) is the source of this 5849-nucleotide messenger RNA. It is a transcript of the gene hdac7a, whose product is annotated as histone deacetylase 7a. The transcript has 23 exons. Gene Ontology annotation, cellular component: histone deacetylase complex. Gene Ontology annotation, molecular function: histone deacetylase activity. NCBI's taxonomy places the organism in Eukaryota, Metazoa, Chordata, Actinopteri, Siluriformes, Ictaluridae. Gene Ontology annotation, biological process: chromatin organization; negative regulation of transcription by RNA polymerase II. The record is from RefSeq and is a predicted model, not a curated record. Bases 780 to 3293 code for a protein of 837 amino acids.
AUUGUGGUACUGCACAUAUUUAUUUAUUUGCUGGUGUGUAGGUGUAUGUGUGUGUGUGUGUGUGUGUAUGUGUGUGUGUAUAUGUGUGUGUGCGUGUGUGUGUGUAUAUGUGUGUGUGUGUGUGUGUGUAUAUGUGUGUGUGUCUGUGUGUGUGUGUGUAUGUGUGUGUGUAUGCGUGUGUAUAUGUGUGUGUGUGUGUGUGUGUGUGUGUGUGUGUGUCCAGAUGGCGGCGCUACUGAGCUGCUGUUUAAACUGCACGCUGUUCAUGUUGACUCUGCGCUAAACUUCUGAAACGGAGUUUAAAAUAAACCGAGUGAAAGAUGAUAUGCGCAUGCGCAGUCUGUAACUCUGCAAGAGCUGGAGUUUAUACAGCACAAAUAACAACGGUGUUACACGCAGCAGAACAAUGUAGCGUGUGUAUGUAUGUGUGUGUGUGUAUGUGUGUGUGUGUGUGUGUGCCUAUUUUGGGUCGGACCCGCCUUCCAGUUCUAUUUUAGUCUGUAACAGGAGGCGGGACUUACUCGCCCUCUCUCUGCCUGUCUGUCUCUCUCACUGUGGAAGUGUGUGUGUGUGUGUUUGAGAGAGAGAGAGAGAGAGAGUGUAUGUGUGUGUGUGAGUGUGAGGAUGUUGCCAUGAGCGGAUUUUAAAAAGACACCGAGGAUCAAAACUUUCUCUUAAAGAAGCAGAGAAGAACAUCGCUCUGUGUAAAAUGGGUUUUCUUCUUCAUGUCCUGCUGUAGAACCCAAACUCAGCACGAAGUGCGUGUGUGUUGAGUUCUGAUGGAUUUGCGUGUUGGUGAGCGUGUGAUGCGCCCGGGUUCAGACACACUGCUGUCACCGCUGCUGCUCAGUCCAUUUAACCCUCAACACUGUGCCCAGUACAACCAACACGUCCGGUUGAACAUGCAGCAGCAUCUGCAAGAUCAGGAACAGACAAAACAGCAGCUACAGAUGAUACGGCACAAAGACAAGCGUCAGCAGAGUGCCGUGGCCAGUUCAGUGGUGAAGAAGAAGUUGGCUGAAGUGAUUCGGAAUAAGCAAAAACAGGCAGCGCUAGAAAGGACGAGCUCAAACCCGCUCACUAACACACCUGUGGCCUACAGAGAGUUGGCGCCAGAUCCCAACGUUCCUCUGCAGCCGCUGUUCUCGUCUCCUCCACAAACACUCAGUGAUGGAGCAGAAGAUCCUCCACUACGGAGAGCAACCUCUGAGCCAAACCUGAAGAUGAAGCUGAAGAAACAUCUACACACUCGGAAGAGUCCACUAACACGCAAGCAAAGCGCCCCACCCACCAUCAAACCUCACAGACCUGACCCACACGACUCGUCUCCCAGCAGCAGUAGUACUCCUGUAUCAGGCUGCAGUUCUCCUAACGACACGCUGCCCAGUGAGAACGGAGUGCUGCCCCCUACUGCCAGCCUAACACAUGAGGCUCAGAGGGUGUUAUUUGCUGAUGGAUCUGUAGCUCAUUUCUCUGUACCGACUCCUUCCAACCUCCCCACCAUCACACUGGGACUUCCAGCUCAUGCCAAGAUGCAGGCGGAGGGGGAACUAGGUUCUCUGAAACUGGGUCGGGUUCCUCUGGUAUCAUCGGGAUCUUCACUUUUGGUUCCUCUGGGUGUUGAGAAGCAGAACCUGGUGCAGCCCGUCAUUAUCCUGGAGCCGUCUGGCCUCGUCCACACUCCAAUGCUCACCGUUCCAGGUCUGGCUCCAGUUCCUUUGCAUGUCGGCGCUGCUCACAAGCCACUGAGCCGCACACGGUCUGAGCCGCUGCCCCCCAGUCCCCACGCCAUACACACACACCUGCUGCAACAGCAACACAACACACAGCUGCUGGAGAGACUGAAACAACAAACACACCUUGGCAAGCUCAUGUCGAAGUCGAGUGAGAAGCCACGUCUCUGUCAGAUCCCCUCUGAGGACAUGGACUCGGAGGACGUGGGGACGUCAUCCAGCAACGCCAGUAAGAGCAGGGCAGAGUCACAGAGGGAGGCGGAGACUCAGGAUGAGCACCUCAGCCUUCAGCAGACCCUCAUUCUCAACCAGUCACGUCUUUGGGAGACGCAGAAACAGCUGCAGCAGCUGCGCAGACACACAGCCCAAAUGGUAUUACCCAUGAUGUUCAGCAGCGGUCACCGGCCACUCUCACGCACACAGUCGUCACCAGCCUCCACCUCACACACACUGCCUGACAAAACACUGCCCAUCACCACGGCAACCGAAUCCAACCUCAGCCAAUCACACUUUACCACAGGUCUGGUAUAUGAUUCUCAGAUGUUAAAGCACCAGUGUACAUGUGGAGAUAACAGCUCUCACCCAGAGCAUGCUGGGAGAAUUCAGAGCAUCUGGUCUCGUCUGCAGGAGCGUGGACUCAGAGCGCAGUGUGAGAGUAUCCGUGGUCGUAAGGCAACUCUGGAGGAGUUACAGUCAGUUCAUACGGAGCGUCAUGUUCUCCUGUACGGCACAAACCCACUGAACCGCCUCAAACUGGACAACCGCAAUCUCACCGGCAUUUUGUCUCAGAGGAUGUUCGUCAUGCUGCCAUGUGGAGGAGUGGGGGUGGACAAUGACACCAUCUGGAAUGAGAUGCACACCUCCACAGCAUCACGCACGGCUGCAGGCAGUGUUACAGAACUCGCUUUCAGAGUGGCCAAGGGAGAACUGAAGAAUGGUUUCGCUGUCGUCAGACCACCAGGCCACCACGCUGACCCAUCAAACCCAAUAACAAGGUUUCAUUGUGUGCGUGUGUGUGUGUGUGUGUGUGUGUGUGUGUGCAGGACGGUGGUGAUUCCCAUCGCUCAGGAUUUCUCCCCAGACUUGGUGCUCGUCUCAGCAGGGUUUGAUGCUGCAGAGGGACAUCCUGCUCCACUGGGAGGAUACAGAGUCACCGCCAAGUGUUUUGGGUUCCUGACCCAGCAGUUGAUGAAGUUAGCAGGAGGGCGUGUGGUUUUGGCCCUGGAGGGGGGUCACGACCUCACAGCCAUCUGUGAUGCGUCAGAGUCCUGUGUUAGUGCGCUGCUGGGGCUGGAGGAUCCUUUACCAGAUGAAGUGCUGAAUCAGAAACCCAACGCUAAUGCGGUGCAGUCACUACAGAAAGUUCUGCACAUACAGAGUGAGUACUGGCCGUGUGUCAGGGAGAUGUUGCUGUCAGUGAGCUUGUCGUAUGCCGGUGCUCAGAAGGGAGACAGUGAGGAAACUGCUGCAGUGAAAGCUCUCGCCUCGCUCUCAGUCGGAGUCCUGAACAAUACCAAGAGAGUCGCUGAUGAACCAAUGGAGGACCAGGACUCAAUGUAAACCCGCUUAUUUUGUUUCGGAAUAACUGUCCAAUCAUGGUGCAGUUCCACGUCACAUGACUGCGAGGGAGCGCAAACUCUCUCGCUGCCUUAUGACCAGCGGUGCCUUCGAUGGGAGGGGCUGUGGUGAUGUCACUUCCUCUUUACCCCUAUGCUACUUCUCCUGUGUGAGUUCAGCGGUGCGGCUAAUCUAACGGCCCCCGCUGGACGCUGUGGAUUCCAGAACUUUCCCUACAUCCACUUCUGUCAGGUGAAGGACGAGUCUUAAUGAGUCUCAGAUUAUUUGAACUUUUUUUUUUUUAAGUUCCGUGUUCCUCCAUCACGUUUCGAGGAACAUUUCUGUUGGAGACGCAGGAUUUAAGGAGAAAACACAAAAAUUCCUCCCUAAAGACAAAAGACUCUUUUUUUUUUUUUUUUUUUUUUACUGUUUAUCAUUGAACUGUUACGGUGUGGACAGAUUUUCCCGUCCCGAUGAUGUCACUUCCAACAUUAACCACUAAAGAAGAUAAAGAAGGAGCUCGUGUUUAUUCCUCGCUCUCAUUUUUUUGCACUGUGCAUUCCAUAAUGUGAACCGUGACAUUUAUCUCCAAACUCUGGGAAAAUUUAUGUACAGUUAUGUUUAUUACGAUGAACACAAGUUCACACACACACACACACACACACACACACACAUACACACACACACAGCGAGUGUACAGCGAGAGCACUGUAAUGACCAAUCACUGAUCAGACAAACAGGAAGUAGCGUCUCGUCCCUCUACACGGUGUUAGGACGUCAUGUUAAAACCACACACGUGUGUUUACACUCCGCACGCCUGCUUUUACAGGAAGUAGAGAAACAGGAAGUGGAAGUGACGUAAUGUGAUAGGAGUCUGUGUCAUUUCCUGUUUCACAUGAAGCCUCACGAACGAUAUUGAUAAUUUCUCACACAGCGUCAGUUCUCUCUGGUUUUUUCUUUUCACUCCAGUGCAGAAACUGAACUGUGGUACUGUGUAUGAAUUUGGCGUAUACCCUUUUACUAUGGACGUUAAAAAAGCUGGACAGGCCACGCCCACAAGGUUACUAUCAGUGCUGGUGACAUCAGAGACUCAUAAGAAUAAGAAUAAUGGUGGUUAGAAAGCAGAGUUGAUGCGAGUGUGAAUAUUGUGGUUGUAAUGCACGUGGUUCCUGUCAGUCCGGCCGACACGUUAAACUGUUAAACGGUAAAUAAGAUCAGCUUUGUUUACACACAGAGCAACAAAAAACGUACAGCUGCGCUCGUUACGUCACAUCAUCUGAAAGAAAUGAGCGAAAAUAAAGACCAUAAUAUAUAAACCCUAUAACCAGAUAUCAGUACACAAACCCGGCUUUAUGAAGCCUCCAGUGAACAGUGAGGUGUGUAAAUGUGCCGAAUCUGCCUUUAAUCACCUUAAUCUGUUGAAAUGUGUGCGGUGUGAAUUAGCGGGAAACUAGCAGUGCUGUAACGUGUCUUUAGCGCUGCGCUGUGAGACGGGUAGUGUUUGAGGGAAAGGAAGUUUUAGAUGAAACAGACCAAAAGAUUUGUGUAUUUUAUUGCGAUGAUAAAAAAAAAAACUGAAACCACUAACUAACAAUCUUAUGGAUUUAAUGUUCUUCACUCCAGGAGGAAUCACACACUUCCUCCAGGGUUUGGUGAACCUGUCCGUUAGGGUGUGUGUGUUUGUGUGUUUAAAUGCGACCUGAUUGAUCAGCUGAUAACAAAAAGCACUUGAAGUCAUGUAAAGAUUCCUGUGAUGUUGGGUUCAGAGUAAAACAUGCACCUCCUCUUCAUGCUCCUCACACGUGUUAUUGCCUCAUAACAAACCACUGUGUUCAGCUGUGUGUGUGUGUGUGUGUGGUGUGACGACUCUGGGUGUGUAUUAGCCCAGGAGAACCUACACGUCAUUUCAGUUUAACACGUGUCUCCGAGUGAGCUUCAUCAUGUUACGUUUUACAUUCUUCAUUUAUUAAAAGUUAUUUUGACUUUGAGGACCAGUCACAGUUUAAUCUGGAGUUUAAUCCGGAGUUUCAGUGUCACAGCUAAACGGCUCGUUUACUAAAGAAACUGUAGGAUUUUUAAUAACCUGUGCUGAGUUUGAGUUGUGAAAGAAGUGAACUUUUACAUUCCUGUGCAGUAGGGGGCGGUGUGUGUGUGUGUGUGUGUGUGUGUGUGUGUGUGUGUGUGUGUGUGUGUGUGUGUUUAUUGGGUUUUACCUCCUGAGGAGUGUGUAAGUGUGUAUUCUCACUUCCUGCUCUGGAUACCACAGGGAGGAAACCGACAGCCGUGUUUUCUGCUUUACGACACGUGUAAGGACUAAAGACGAGCCACUAACGUCUUCAUUCUCUAUAAUUUUUUUCAUAUCUUGUCAUUUUUCAUUCUAAAGCCUUAAUGUAAAUAUCACUGCAAGACCAAAACUCAUUUCCGCGUGCCUUUAUCUAUCACUAACAGAUGAUGAUUUUAUUCAUUUCCUCCUCCUUUUUAAUGCCUGUGUAUAGAAAAGAAUCUCUAUUUUGUAUUUUCUAUCUCUUCCAAAUAAAAUGAAACAUUUUGUUUUACUGA